Molecule: messenger RNA, 2226 nt
Organism: Callithrix jacchus (white-tufted-ear marmoset)
Lineage: Eukaryota; Metazoa; Chordata; Mammalia; Primates; Cebidae
Gene: TSPAN33
Product: tetraspanin 33
Cellular component (GO): plasma membrane
Source: RefSeq, a predicted model, not a curated record
UCCUGGGCGCCGGGCUGGCCGGGCUGGUCCUGCGGCCGCCGCGGAGUCUCGGUCGCUCGCGCUGCCCACCGCGGCUCCGGCGGCUCCAGGCGUGGUUCGCCAGCCCGCGCUGCUCCCGGACCCCCGGCUAGGGCGCCUCCGGCCGCGGCGCAGCUCCCCCGCCGGCCGGGCACCUGCGCGGCGCGGCUCAUGCCCCCGGGCGCGGGGCGCACAGGCCGGUCGGCCGCCGCUGGAAGAUAGGCCCCCGGGGGCGGCGGUGGCGGGGCCAUGGCGCGGAGACCCGGGGCGCCGGCAGCCUCCGGGGAGGAGUUCUCCUUCGUCAGCCCGCUGGUGAAAUACCUGCUCUUCUUCUUCAACAUGCUCUUCUGGACUUCCACCAUCCUAACCGAAUUCCCCUCUUCUGCCUGGGAAGCACUUUUGGAUGAGAUGAUGGUCAGCCCACACCCUUUGCGAGUAGAGUGCAUGCUCUGGCCAGCUUCUGGAGUUGCCGUACGGCAGUGGUGUUUGUGUCUAUGCCUGGAACCCACUAGAAGGUGAUUUCCAUGGUGAUGGUGGCUGUGGGUGUCUAUGCUCGGCUGACGAAGCAUGCAGAAGCAGCCCUAGCCUGCCUGGCGGUAGACCCUGCCAUCCUGCUGAUUGUGGUGGGUGUCCUCAUGUUCCUGCUCACCUUCUGUGGCUGCAUUGGGUCCCUCCGUGAGAACAUCUGCCUCCUGCAGACGUUCUCCCUCUGCCUCACCGCCGUGUUCCUGCUGCAGCUGGCCGCUGGGAUCCUGGGCUUCGUCUUCUCAGACAAGGCUCGAGGGAAAGUGAGUGAGAUCAUCAACAAUGCCAUUGUGCACUACCGAGAUGACUUGGAUCUGCAGAACCUCAUUGAUUUUGGCCAGAAAAAGUUUAGCUGCUGUGGAGGGAUUUCCUACAAGGACUGGUCCCAGAACAUGUAUUUCAACUGCUCGGAAGACAACCCCAGCCGAGAGCGCUGCUCUGUGCCUUAUUCCUGUUGCUUGCCUACCCCUGACCAGGCAGUGAUCAACACUAUGUGUGGCCAAGGUAUGCAGGCCUUUAACUACGUGGAAGCUAGCAAAGUCAUCUACACCAAUGGCUGUAUUGACAAGUUGGUCAACUGGAUACACAGCAACCUUUUCUUACUUGGUGGUGUGGCUCUAGGCCUGGCCAUCCCCCAGCUGGUGGGAAUUCUGCUGUCCCAGAUCCUAGUGAAUCAGAUCAAAGAUCAGAUCAAGCUACAGCUCUAUAACCAGCAGCACCGAGCUGACCCGUGGUACUGACAAUCCAUCCAGCACCUCCUCACCAUGGCAACCGGCAAGCUUCAUCAACCAACAGCAGCGGGUGCUGAGAACAGCCCCAAAUGGAGACUUGGAUUCCAGCCCCCCAGUGAUAGCCCAGUGGGAAGAUGGAAACUCCAGAUGGGCAGAAGGCAGGGUGCACAGGUGGCUCCGGUCUCGGGAGGAUGGGCCUCCUCUCCCCCGUCCUCUCCCUCAGCACUGUGCGAGAGUUAUACUCUUAAGUGUUUGGGUUUAUGUUUUCAGUUUUGUUUGGGAAACAGCAGCUGCACAGAGUUGGGAGUCCUGCUGCUGCCUUUUCACCAGGCAACACCAUCAGCGCUGCUCCUGAGCUUGGUGGACAGACUUAGAUCUUAACGUGCCAGUGAGACCUGGCUGUGGAGAGUUGCACUAGCAGCCCUGCCUGGAGUCCACCUGGCAUGAUACCAGCUCCAGAAGAGAAGGGAGUGAAGCAGGCAGUGGGGAACCUACCUGGGGUCGACUGGGGACAGCCCUAACUGCUAGGUAGGCGUGGAGGGGGAUAUGUUUACCAAAUGCCUGCCCUGCCAUCCUCCCAGGUAGUCAGAGUGAGCUACAUCCUGCCCCGCCUUCAUUACCAUGGAAACGUGGCAGCAAGGGCACGGGGGACUACUGCAGCCAAAUUCUUCCCCACCCCACCCCCUUCGAAAAAAAAUGUGGACCCCUGGUCCCUGUACUCUGCAGUCAGAAGUGGGACUGAGCCAUGCGUGCCCUUGAGUUCCUCCCUGUCUGGCCCUCCGUCUCCAGCAAGCGGGGUUUUCUUUAACUUGGCAGGGUGCAGAGAAGUGGUAACACUCCCACCCCAUUCCCCUGCACCGGAGCUCAGUAUUCCUACAGGGUAAGAGGCAGGAAUCUUGCUGGGACGCGGGGGGAGCCUGAAGUGGCAAUAAAAGCGUGUUGACCUGGGCUA